CUACCUGGAAUUUUUGGAGCCCACAUAAGUGAUGAAGAUGUGGUUCAUGAACAUUAUGAUGCUUCUCUUUUUCUGCUUUGAAUCCUCAACUGGCAAUGUCACAGUGCAAUUUAACUCCAGGAAUUUCAAUAACAUACUCCACUGGGAUCCUGCAAAGAGUGAUUUUCCAGGGCAAAGGUUACUCUAUAGUGUCAAGUACAAGAAUGAUGAUAGCGAUCAGUCAUACAAGAUAAAAGACGAGUGUCAGAAUAUCACCGUCCUGUACUGUGACCUGACGGCAGAAACGCCCUUUGUUUAUGAUGUUUCUUACCACGCUAAGGUGUUGGUUAAUGGCAGAGCUCACGGUUCCACUGAGACAAGGUUUAAACCUUCAGAACACACUAUUUUUGGUCCACCCAUCUUGUCUACAUCCACAACAGAGUUGUCUCUGUUUGUUAAUGUCACCUUGCCUGUGGGACCAAAUGGAGUCUCCAUUGCAGACAUCAUCAUUAACGGCAGAAAAGGGCUAUUCGAGACUAAAUUUAUCUAUACCUUGAAUUUAUACUACCCAGAUUGGGCUACAGCGCACUUUGAGAGCCACACUGGCCAGUUCAGCAUCGACUUAAAGAAGAAGUCUAAAUACUGCGGCACAGUCAUCUACAAACCAUCUUCUGACUGGGGUCGCCCGAGCAGUGAGAGCGCCUCCUUCUGUGUAACACUGCCAGAAAAUCCGUGGAUGCUUCUGCGAUGGCUUCUCUUGAUUGCGGCUGGUGUGGUUGCCUUAGUCAUAGUAUCAGCUGUGUGUACGUGCAAAUAUGUGAAAGGUGGAAAGUCAAAGAGCAUGACACAAGCACUGGAGGUAACCACUUCUGAAACCCCUAAGAUACUGCAGGAUCCAGAUAGAACUCUCAUAAUUUCUCAAGUCGAGGUAUGCCCUCACAUGGAUGAAAUAGUUUAUGCCAAAAUCCAGAUGAAUAAAAAUGGGCCUUCAGUUUGGAAUGGAGGCUAUUCCCCCCAGGACAUCCCUUUCCCUCCCUGGCAAGACCACACUGGCUCCUCUGUGGACACAGGAACACGCAGAACUCCAAAUUCUGAGGACACAAGUGCCCAGUCCUCUGACAUCUACAGUUCUGUGGCUGUUCUACCUAAAGAGAAUGAUGACAUUCAGGAGGCUGUCACUGAACGUGAAAGACCAUUACCGGAUGCUGAUUCUUGUGACACCAACCCAGAUGGGAAGCUGCUGCUGCACACAGUGCGGGAUAUCAAUGGAAAACUCAUGUUGCCUUUCCUCAAUUUUCAGUCACAGAGCAGCAAUAGUGAUGCAACAUGCCUGUCAAACAAAGAGAGAAAACCUCUCCUAUCAGACCUCAUACCCUCUAUGGAUGAGUCAUCGUUAGCUUCCUUGCUCAGCUUAAAUAGCUCAGAGUGGUCCGAUUCUGGAUGUGACGAUAGCUCUUCAACGACACCGACCCACUCAUACUGCACCACCCGUUUUUCUCCAUCUCAACCACUUAUUCCAGAUUCUGACAAGGAAUGUGAGACUACACUAUCGAGUGAUGUCUCAUUUGAAUCAGGAUACAAGCAAAACUGGAUGCCUGAAUUAUGUAGCGGACCUUCUAUUAUAGACAGUUGCAAAAGGACAAACUACAUGUGGACCUGCAAUGGCUCCAAAAUGGAAGACGACGACAAUGAGGAAGUUGAAGACCAGGGAGAAGAAGAGAAAUCAAGACCAAUUUUCCUGGGAAGUUGGACAAUAAGAAUUCAAGAAUAAUAGACUUUGAUUGACCCCUAACCCCCACCCACACAUCCCGGUCCUUGAAUAACUAUAGAGAACAUUUCUCUGGUUUUUUGACGGGAGGACUGACAGUACUUUGGAGGCAGAACUCCAGUAGAUGGGUGGGUUAGCAACACACUGUGUUGUUCAAGAUGGAGAACUGCCUCUGAAUUGUUAAGUACAUUUCACUCCUAUGCGUGGCAUAUUUUCCUGUUUGUAUCGUAUAUUUUUGUAUAUUUUUAUUUAUUAUCUGACAAUUGCAAAAUAUUGGUAGAAACUAACUGGGUUUACAUUUAAAAGCCUGGGUGCAUUUGCUGUUUAUAAAUUCUACAAAUUCUUUGUCACUGUCACUUUUUAGCCAAAAAACCCACUUAAAAAAAAACAAAAAACAAAAAACAACAACAUAAUUUGCAUUUUAUAUGAGGUUAAACAGCCAAAGUUUACCUCCUUCCAAACUAAUAACAUCUGUUCUGAAUAUGUCAUUGUGUAAUGUCUAAAGUGAAGUGAAUAGGUGUCAACACACAUCUAAUUUCUUAGGGAAUUCAUAGCAUAUCUCACAUUUUAUGUAAUGGGCAACAAAAAGAAAAAGUUGCACACUAUUAAUAACUCCCAAAACUCUAAUGACACAUCACAAGCAUGCGUGUUUGUGUGUUAUCUCUUUGACAACAUGUUGCAACUUAUUACAAACCCUAAAUACAUAAAUCCAGUCUGGUCAUUUUUAAAUUACAAUGUGGGCGAUCAGCCUUAAAGAUUAGAUGGGAAAACAAAUGCGAUUGCAUAGUGGCUGAACACAGCAGCAGACUGAGCCCGACACUUAUUGUCACAUAUUGAGGUGUUUAAAAUGGGAGUAAAAUGACUGAAUGUCUGCAGGACAACAAUAUAUUCAAUUUCUUUUCUCAUCAGCAUGUUUCAGUGUUAACAGAUUUACAAUUCAUGAAAUGGCUACAUUUAUGUAUAUAAAAAGAAAUGGUGUUUUUCAUCGCAAUGUUUACGAACUCAAUGUUUGCUGUUCUUCCAGCAGAAGGAAACAGACGGUAUCACAUAUAUUAGAAGGUGGCGUUGGUUUCCACGCACGCCAUGUAGAUAACACUGAGGCUUUUAAUAGCGUCAGUGCAGACUUUUAAAUACACCUAUAAAGUAAUAAUGUCAGGUGUGUUGAAACCAUGUGAUGUGAGUCACAUGUGAACUUUGUACAGCACAUUUUAGACGUCUGUUUUAUAACAGAUGAUAUAUAAUCUGUCUGUGUUCUUUAUUUACACUUUGUAAAUUUCCACUUACUGUUUAUGUUGGAAGUUCAUCUUUGCAAGUCUGAGUAGCAUUAAGAGAUAAGAGUUUAAUAACAACCAUUGAGUAACAUGUUCUACAGUAAAAUUUGUGAAAGUGUCAUUUUCAGUUUUGAGUUAUUACUGGAAAUUAUUAAAAUGUCUAUAUACUGGAGAACUUCCUUAGAAACUGUUGCAGUGUGAGUGUAGCAGAGACACAGUUCUGUAUGCAAGCUUGAUUGGGAAAACUCUGAACAUAUUCUGAAGAAAUGUCUAAGAAAUGUUUUGAUUAAUGGGCAUUCACUAACCAAAAUAUCGGUUAGACAGUGCUUAUGUGAAAAAACCAUGCC
This is a messenger RNA of Pundamilia nyererei, 3365 nucleotides long. It is a transcript of the gene ifnlr1, whose product is annotated as interferon lambda receptor 1. The record is from RefSeq and is a predicted model, not a curated record. Gene Ontology annotation, cellular component: plasma membrane. Lineage: Eukaryota; Metazoa; Chordata; Actinopteri; Cichliformes; Cichlidae. Gene Ontology annotation, biological process: cytokine-mediated signaling pathway. The transcript is spliced from 7 exons. Bases 32 to 1750 code for a protein of 572 amino acids. Gene Ontology annotation, molecular function: protein binding; cytokine receptor activity.